Messenger RNA from Xenia sp. Carnegie-2017, 1087 nucleotides. RefSeq lists its product as uncharacterized. The record is from RefSeq and is a predicted model, not a curated record. The transcript has 2 exons. Bases 72 to 806 code for a protein of 244 amino acids. NCBI's taxonomy places the organism in Eukaryota, Metazoa, Cnidaria, Anthozoa, Malacalcyonacea, Xeniidae.
CGAAAUUCAGCACAGAUUGAGAUUGUUGAUAGCUGAGGUUUUAUCUUUGAGCUUCAAAACCAACGAUUUUAAUGAGAAGCAUGGCAUCUUUCACUGAUCGAGUCGAAGAUGCUUUUACGAGGAAAGAUGGGACUUUUAUGGCUCAACUCUACGCAGAGAUGUUGGAUUGCCUGAAAGUCAACAGCAUUGUUACCAACGAUAAUUUGUUGGAUCGUCUCGGUGUUGAUAUUUUCCAAAAUAUCAAUGCCGAAUUUUACUUACCGCAGAGUGCCAAGACAAAGAACACAAAUUUGGUUGCCUUAAGAUCUGCUACAAAUGGCAACUGCCUCUAUAGUUCAUUUUCAAUUCUGCUUGUUGGUGACAACUCUGUGGUGACUAUUUUGAGGCUGAUGACCUCUAUAGAAUUAUUUUUAUAUGCUGAUUAUGUGAAACAUACAUGUUUUUCAAAUCUUUUUGAAACUCAGCAUAACAAACACUUUGAUUCCAUCUCAAGCAUGGUGGCCAUGUCAGUCUCUUUUGAAGCUAUUGAUAGUGCUGGAAAUGGUUGUUCUGUUGCCGAACUGGUCAGGGCAGAAGCUGUGUUAUAUGCAAAAGAUAUGUCAUGGACUGUGUUUGUUUGUUUGUUGACACUCUCUUCAGUUACAUCCUGUAGCAUUUUUUCUUAUUAUCCUGACAUAUACUCUAGUGCUUAUAGGUGGAAUUUAUUAUUUAACCAAAGAAUUGAACCUCAAAUUCAAUCUAGAGCUUGUGCUUCCACUAGUAAUUAUUUGCGAGUUUUGUUUUGCUUUGAAGGUUCAGCUCCUUAAGCAACUGCAUUCAAACACAAUCACUAUGUGCCUUUGAUACUUGGUGGGAAGGGAACUAAAAGAAAGGGAAGUAGUCACUUGUCACAAGCUAUAAAGCCCAGUAUACAAACAAAGUUGAGGUUUACACCUACUGGUCCUACUGAGACAACCAUGACAACUAAGGCUCAUCCAUGUGGUAUAUCUCACAGUAGCGCUUUGGGUUCUUGUGAUGCUUCUUCUUUUAUUUCAUCUUCUACCUUGCAAUUACCAGAUAAUAAAACUGCAAAUGCUGAUUUGCCUAG